AUUUACCACGUGACCAAUUGAUGGAUUCAGAAGAACGCAUGAUGUCUCAAAUCCAUGUUUCAGUGGAGUCACUAGUUUAUUUCUGGAAUAUCUGGAAGGAUAAAAUUCUUCGAAUUUUUGAAUAUCUUGAAGGUCUACAAACUCAAGAUGUCAAUGAAUUCACGAGCUAUGGAGAGUUUUGUUUGGAAUAUUUAGGUGUUUUGAAACAAUGCCACAAUUCCCUCACAAACUAUGUCUUGCUCUACUCUGAUGCAGACUGGGCUAGAAAUGUGGAGCAUAUACAUGUCCGGAGUAUUGGAAAUAAGUUAGUGCUUUCUAUUGACGUUGACCAGGUUAUACAUGCUGCCCAGGUCUAUUGGUCUUCACAAGUACUCUCUGUUGGUUUUAAGGUUCUGCACAAGCUAGAAGCCAUUAUCCAUACCUUUGCGACUGAUGCAUAUGAUUCCCUUUCAAGGAAAUGCAUGAUUUUUACUCUUAUCUAUGAGGUCGCACAAUUUCUUUUAGGGUCCAAAAAUCUGAAUAGAACAUGUCAAAAUUCAGAUGAUCUCGAGAAAUUGAUAAGACUGGCAACUGAUUUUUCAGGAUACAUAUUCCCUUUAGAUUGGCAGAAAUCAUUGGGCGAGGACUUUGUUUCUUUUAGAGGAACAGACAUUUGUAAUAAGUUUCUGAAACAAAUGAUUGUUGAACAUUGCAACUCGAGGAAUGAUCUGACUCACAGUCAAGUUGGAAACAUAGCUGUGUUUGUUCUCGGCUCUAGCAGGCUUAAUGAUGAACUAUUUGAGAAGAUUAUGAAAAGGAUGAACCAGAACCUGCCAUGGAAGGCAUUCUUUAAGUGUCUGCAAGGGUCUAGAGGGUCAUACUUUCCAAGCUCAUCUCUUAUUUGUAGGUUUCAUGGUGUUUUGGUGGAUGCAUACAAUGAAAGUUGCAUGAGAGAAUGUGACCCAAUAUCUCCUGGUUUUUUCUUUUAUCUUGUUGAGCGCUUUGUGAUUUGGUUAUCUAUAUCAUUCAAAGGCUACUUCAUUACAACAAAGUCUGCAUUUGUUGAAUGGCUUGUCUAUGAAGAGAUUCAUACUAUGACCACGCCAUGUUUCAACACUUCAGUUGGUUUUCUGCAAUCUGAUCUACCAUUUGUGACCCAUGUUAUCAAGGAAUGCCUUAACAACGAGCAGGAUAUGAUUGAUUGGAUCAACAAAUCUCCCUCAAGAUAUAACAAGUCCUAUUCAUUACUCGUGUCUAGGAUGGUUUUGAUACUUUGUGUGCUUCGAGAAAAUUUCGGAAUGGGUUCAAGUCUACUUUUUGAUUUGUUGGGAAUGCCUAGGAUCACUAAACACCUGCCUUUAAAAUUUUGUGAUAAUCUCAAGUCAUAUUUAGUUGGUUGUGAUGUAACUAUGCUCGCUGAAGCAUUUGAGCAUAUUGGAAAUUCUCUGGUCGUUGUAAGUUUUGGGAUCUCAAAGCCUUGGUUUGAGGAUUUUAAUGUUGUGGAUAUGAGUGUGAAUCGUAGCAAGAAUGACAUAUUAAGAACAUUGUUUCAGAAAAGAGUUAAAGCUUUUACAAGGGAGACAAGUUCUAAGUGUGAGACAAAUCCACCAAUGAGUUUAGGCUUUUGGAAAAUAUUUGAAGCCAUUAACUCUGAAGGAAAGGGAAGCAUAGAUCAAGAGAAUAAGCUUACAUCAAAUGCUCAAAAAAUUAAGGUGCUUUUGGAAAAAUACAUUCGCCUACUCGAGCAAAAUAUCUCAUCAUCUCGUGAUAUGGCUGACAUGGUAUAUGAACUGAAACAACUUUGUGCAGCAUUGGAUGUGAGGGAUAUACGUCUAGUGAAACAACUUGCUAAGAGGGUGCAAUCAAGAAAAGCAGGAAUGGAAGAUUUCUUGAAUCAGUUGUUUCACAAGCAUACCACAGCUCAGGACGGUAGAGCAAAAGUAAAGGAAGGUUGCCACAUCCUCUGAUCGAUGCAUGUUGAACUCGAGUAUAUUUGAAUGUUGUAAUAUAUAUAUAUAUGUGUGUGUGUGUGUUUGACUAAAGAAUAAUGUUUGGAUGGGAUUCUCUUUCGAAGACAGUUCGAGGGUAUUAUUGAUCAUUUUGAGUCUCAGUUUAUGCUUUCUUAGAAUUCAGAAUCCAAGUAAUGGAACGUAUACUUAAAGAACUGAUAUUAGUAUAGCUUUUGUGUAUACACUUUUUCUUAAUCACAAUGAUCAAAUGUGAGUAAAGCUAUAGAACAGUAUUAUUCUUCAGAGAAGCUAGAGUUCUGAAUCAGGGAAAAAUACUCGCAUUUUUAUGGCA
Molecule: messenger RNA, 2280 nt
Organism: Humulus lupulus (European hop)
Lineage: Eukaryota; Viridiplantae; Streptophyta; Magnoliopsida; Rosales; Cannabaceae
Exons: 3
Coding region: 21-1946 (641 amino acids)
Source: RefSeq, a predicted model, not a curated record